AUGAUGCAGCAACCUGAUGAACAAACAAUGAACCUCGAAAUUCCAUUGGGAUUCCGAUUUAAACCUACGGAAUAUCAACUUCUUAAUUACUUCCUUAAUCAGAAGAUUUGUGAUGAAGAACUCCCACCAUAUACACAUAUUUUUAUUAAUGAUGUUGAUCUUUAUAAACAUCAUCCCUUCUACUUCUUCCAGGACGUAAUGCAGUUCGGCAUUGGGGAACGCGAAAUACGAGGUUACUUCUUCACAAAGUUAAAGAAAGCUGGUACAAAGUCGUCGGAAGAAAACUCAAAUUACAAUCGUAGAGUUUAUGACGACUAUGGCACCGAGUAUGGAACAUGGAACGGGGAGAGUCGUCACCCCAUUCUUGAUAUUGAUGGUAACCAAAUUGGGUAUGAUAAAUACUUGAAGUUUUCGGAGGUUGGUGAUGAAAAAAGUAAAAAAUAUUCUAAAAACCCUAAUAAUAACAAUGAGGUAAUAACAGUGGAGAAACCUAAACCCAAACUCAAGUUUGAGUGGAAGAUGCAUGAGUACUCUUUCCUUCCAGAUUUUAUGCCAGCAUGCAGUAAGGAAGAAUACAAGGAUUUUGUUAUAUGUCGUAUUGAUAUGAAAAUCAAAGGGAAUGAAAACGCCGUUAAACGACGAUCAUCAACCAAAAACAAGGCGUUGGAAGUGUUUUUCUUAUAUGAAUUAAAACUUACUUAUGAUAAUGUCAAAAGUAUGAUUACGACCGCGCCGUCGUCGUUACCACAAGUUGAUAAUCCGACCAUGCCGGCUAUCAUGUCUACAGAGGAGGACUACGGCGAGGAACCGGUAUGCAAGAAGCAAAAGACGGGUCAUCAUGGGAUCAUCGUAUGA
Spinacia oleracea (spinach) is the source of this 855-nucleotide messenger RNA. RefSeq names its product NAC domain-containing protein 7-like. Gene Ontology annotation, biological process: regulation of DNA-templated transcription; system development. NCBI's taxonomy places the organism in Eukaryota, Viridiplantae, Streptophyta, Magnoliopsida, Caryophyllales, Amaranthaceae. Bases 1 to 855 code for a protein of 284 amino acids. The record is from RefSeq and is a predicted model, not a curated record. Gene Ontology annotation, molecular function: DNA binding. The transcript has a single exon.